ACGGCCAUAUAUAAAAAGCUAACGAUCAUUCCCCCACAACCUCUGCUUGGAGAGUAGAGAGGGGCGUGUUUUCUUAAGAUUCGUUUGAAGAAAGUGUGGAUAAGAUGGUGGUGCAAGUGAAGACGAAGGAAGAAGAAGUUGAGCUGCUGAGCCCUGCGUCCUCAGAUGACUUCACGGUGGAAGGAGACCUGGGGAAGAAGGACAGACCGCCGUCACCGGAAGUCAACGAAGAAGUUCCGGAAGACGAUGACGAAGACGGCUUAGACGUGACCUUGCUGGACGUCCAGCGCACGUCAGAGGUCGACUACCAGAAGCGGCAGGACGUCUGCGCAUGCCUGAAGACUCGCUCAUGCGCAGUGAUGCUAGGCGUGCUGAUUCUGCUGUCCAUACUAGGCGUACAGUUCCGGCUGUACUUCCUGUUCUAUGAGAACGUGGGGAAGCCGCGGCCGCACGUGGCGCUACAGACGGCGUGUUGGACGAUUGUUGGGGUGGAGGAGGACGGGUUAUACGUCUUUAAAGGUAUUCCAUAUGGAGAGCCGCCAGUGGGGCCGUUGAGAUGGCAGCCAACCGUAACGAAGUACAAGCGCAACGAAACGUGUCGGAAUGACACCAGGUACGCGGACAAAUUCCAAGCGUCCUGUCCAACCAUUCAGGACGGAAAUAUCGUCGGUGACGAAGACUGCCUGUACUUGAACGUGUGGACGCCAGACUUCCGCCCCGCACACCGCCUGCCCGUCAUCGUCUGGGUUCUGGAGCGGCCCUCCCUGCCGCAGCAGCUGCAGUACCGACUCGACACGCUAGGCGGGAAUCAUCACAAGUUGUUUUUCAGGGGAGCGCGAGGACAUAAGAAGGUGUCGCACAGCCUGAUGACGUCUAACGCCACGGCUGUUCACGUGACGUUCUCGUACCGGCAGAACGUGUUCGGCUUCCUGGCGCUCGGCAUUCUGUCGGACGAUUCGGCGGAAUAUUACUCGGCUAACUACGGCCUGUACGACCAGCUGGCGGCUCUCCGGUGGGUUCGGGAGAACAUUGCGGACUUCGGAGGAGACCCAGGCCGCGUCACGCUGAUAGGGGAGGGGCAGGCCGCUGCCCAUGUGCUGUGCCUGCUGACGUCACCGCUGACGCGCGGGUUGUUCCACGCCGUCUGGUUGGCUGACGUCGAGCACAGGCUCUACAGACCCUUACUGCAUUUCUCCGCGGAGAACGUGGGACUGCUGAACUCCACGGGCUGCCGGAACGCCUCGUGUCUCAGGCAGCUCACGGUCAGGCAGCUGCUGCAGGCCGUGCCGCGCCGAGACCACCCUUUCUGGUUCCCCGCCGAGGGUCUGAAGUGCUCCCUGACCAGGACCAAACCCGCGCAGCAGGUCCUGGACGGCCAUCUUCUCCAAGCAUCCCCCUGGGCAGACCUGCUGGACGAGAACGUCACCGACCGGAACCUGUCCGUCGCGCUGGGCAUGACGGGAGGAUGUGACGUCACCAUGGACGUGGACAUGAACGACACGAUGCUGAUCGAGCACUUGCGAAGUAUCGUCGGCGAACACGGAGAGGCGGAGGAGGCCGUCACUCUGUACCGUCGCCAUGACGACGCCAACAACACCAGCACGGGCGCCAACGACGUCUGCGUUUCCAUGGCGACGGACCUGCGGUACGCCUGCCCCUUCACCGACCUGACUGAGUACCUGGAGGUCCACACGCGGCGGCCGCUGUUCAACAGGUACAUCUCCCUAGCCAAGCAGUGCGAACCGGACAGUCUUUGGUCCAGCUUCUUCGACGAGGCGCCGCCCAACCCGAGGUCAUUGACCUUGUACGAGCUGCUGGGCGCGUUCGCGCGAACCGGCAAUUUUCCGGAAGGAGUUUUGGAAAGUGAGAACGCGACGGACCUCCUCAUGAGUAAAGACGCAGUGGUGUCGCCUGGAGUGGACUACAAGGACCAGAAGUGUUCGUUUUGGAGGGAGAAUCUGGAAUGGGAAGAACGGGAUAUAGACUGAU
Molecule: messenger RNA, 1989 nt
Organism: Branchiostoma belcheri (Belcher's lancelet)
Lineage: Eukaryota; Metazoa; Chordata; Leptocardii; Amphioxiformes; Branchiostomatidae
Product: neurotactin-like
Source: RefSeq, a predicted model, not a curated record